UAUCUUGCAAACCUAUUGCAUGCUUCUGACAACCAUGCUGUUAAUAGACCAUGCCCUGUCAGUCGCAUAAUUGAUUCUUGUAAGGAAGGUUUUUGCGAACUUGCUUGGUACCAUCGGUAUGCACUUUGGCGUAAUAGAGUUUCGAAAGGUCAUAGGAUACAUGUAAUGGUGGAGCGGGAUGAUAUACCAAAAACUUAUUCUGUUCUCAACUUACUUUUCUGGCACAACCACGCUCGAUCAUCACUUAUCAUAUCUUCUCUCAUUCUACGUGACCCGUACACAUGGAAACGACUUGUAUGUUUUGUCAAUGAAUUAAUUCCAUUCUGGAUUUACUGUUUCCUUCGCUUUGAUUUAGUUCUACCUUUUAUUGGACCACUUGCAGAAUUAAUUGCCCAUUGGUUACGUCACCAAGGUCAAGUUAAAGAAUUUGGUCAAGAUAACACAAACAUUCUGGAUAAUGAAUGA
Racocetra persica is the source of this 465-nucleotide messenger RNA. NCBI's taxonomy places the organism in Eukaryota, Fungi, Glomeromycota, Glomeromycetes, Diversisporales, Gigasporaceae. The record is from the annotation of a GenBank genome assembly.